This is a messenger RNA of Anopheles aquasalis, 2432 nucleotides long. RefSeq lists its product as uncharacterized. Lineage: Eukaryota; Metazoa; Arthropoda; Insecta; Diptera; Culicidae. The record is from RefSeq and is a predicted model, not a curated record.
UGCUCAGUUUAUUUCCACGCGCGGCCCACGAAAGGUGCACACAGUAUUUUCUCGUAGGUUCGUCCAACGUGGCGCGCGCAGCAACAUUGCGAUACACGUUAACCUUGCGGUAGUUUGCUUUCAGUCGCAAACAGUAAACAAACUCCCAACUCUCAAUCCACCUUUUCAACGGCUACUUUGUACAUGUUUUCGUGGAGCAUCUGCGUGUUAUUUGCGGCGGUUAUGCGUAUGUUCGCGUGAAACAGUAUUCCUCCAGGCGCUGUGAGCAACAACUGUGAGUGAUAAGUUACACCUUAACCGAAGCCAUAGAUGUGGCAGUGGGCCUAGGAAACUAGAGCAAUCUACUGUUAACAGAAUAGCAAGGACUUCGACUGUUGAAUUGGAUUCCACUGUCUGCGUGGGUAAUCGUUUUGUGUAGCUAAACGCAACCCAAACCAAUCCAGUACGAUUUCUCAGACCGACCGUCCACUGUGUUGCUUGUGGCCGAUACAAUCGGACAGUUGAAAAGUGAUUGUUCGAAUCACGAACGAGCAUAGGACUGUGAUCAAAUAGUAGAGCGAGCGCGUGAGGUGGUCAGAGAUUUGUGCAACCACCGACACUCCAUCCAGAAUGCUUCCAAUCAUCGCGGACUGUGGAAAAUUCUACAACCGACUCAGCAUUCUGGUGACAGUUUUCAUCACCGUGAAUCUUGCCCGGAUAAGAGCGGAAAAUUGCGGCCAGGAGGAGCUCGCCAAGUGUGUCCGUCCGUUCCAGGUGAUACAAUCGGCCUCGGAUCUGUCCAUUGCAACGAAGCGCGAGGACCUCGACAGAGUAUGCCCUGAACUGAAUAACGGGAUACAGUGUAUACGAAGCUUUACGAGGCGCUGUAUGAAUCUGGAGCAGCGCAAAAAUUUCAACCAGCUGUACAACGGUACGAAUCAGUUCGUGCGCGAUCUUUGCCGGGAGGGCGAAUACCAGAAAGAGUUCCUGGCUCACGCACCCUGUCUGCAGUUGGUACGGCCAGACUACGAAGUGUGUGGUCGUCGCUAUCAUCAAACCGUCAUCGCUAUUACGCAGCAGGUGCAACCGGCAGAGCAUCACCACCAUAAGCAUCAUCAACAUCAACAUCAGCAGCAUCAUGAGCAUCACCAGCAACAGCCGAACGUGCAGCAGGAACACAAUCUGCGGCGUCACCGAAGAAACCAUCAUACCGCCAGCCGGACAGAGGAGACCGAUGUGCAAAAGGUGUGCUGUUCGUUUCUGGAGUACCUGGACUGCUCGGAAGCUGCGGCGAAAAAAACGUGUGGCCGGGAAACGGCAAAGUUCACGCGAGGAUUUUUGGAUAAAAUGUCCUCGACGUUGAUCAAGAUGUACUGCGAAGAUUACUACAAAUCAAAUAAAUGUCCUUCGAUGUACUCGUCCGCGGCAUCGAGUACGUGGAACCGUCUGCAGAGCUUUGCCCUGCUGCUGAUUCCAACGGUGGUUAGCACGCUACACAGCACGGCGGCCUCCUGGACGUGGACGUUACGAUCGACGGGUGUCCUUCCAACGUUACGAUAAUCGACAGGCCACGGUAUGCCAAGAGGGCAAGAGGUUCCCAAAUGUUUCGUUCAAGGUUCGCUAACGACCCCUAACGGCUGGCCAGUCCAUUGGUUGCUUUCUAUGAUACAGCUCUCCACUAGCGCGAUUCCCGUAUUGGCGAUCUACUCCGCUUGCAUGCUAAAAUAGCGUCUGGAGAUUGUAGACAUGAUUGGGCGCUAGGAAUUGGGGGGAGGGAGGGGUAGCUAGUGCCGUCGAAUGACAAAUUAACUUUAAGUAACCAACAAUCAAUCCUUCUCACGCCCUACACCGCACACGAGACCGCGCUCGAUUGGCGCAAGAUUGGCAAAUUGAGUUCGCGUUCGCUGGUCAAGUGCGGUUGUGGUGAAAUGGAGUAGGAGGAGAGGGAGAGGUAGGGGAGCUAAAUGCGCAGAAUAGUAUUUCAUCAUCUCAUCACCACCUUAUCACUGAUCAUGUGUGUGGGCUAGUAGCAGUUAACGCGCCACAAUACCCAUACCAAUGAAGGAAAUUAAGGUUAAUUUAUUUAUUGGCGACACACCACGGAGAUGUGCAACGGUCGGGAAGCAACGGCGACGGCAGAAGGCAGAAGAAACCCCACAGGGAGACGGCCGGUCUGUGAUGGUCGGUCGAAGGUCUCCGCGAGUCACUAAAAAGUAAACUAGCAAAUGUACGAUAAUGCGUUCUGCCUCCCGUCAUCGUCGGGCUCUAAAAAUAUGUGCAAUCUAGGUAUAAGGUGUAGAAAUUAAAUUAAAUGUAGCAAUUCCAAACACUGUAAUAUAGAGUAUUGAUUCCGGCUGGAUGGUGGUCCCGCCAUGUUGCAAAACGUUAUGGUUUUUUUUGUCCAAUGAACGAAUCUGCUGCGUCGUGGUCGCUAAUAAUACGUGAUAAUUCCA